UUCAGUGUCUUAAGGUCUUCGAACAUAAAACCUUCACAUGUGUAGAGAUCCUCGCUUGCUCUUUGGCGAAACAUCUACAGAAUGAAGACACUUCUUAUGUGUGUACUGAUCACUCUUUUAACAAACUCGCUUGUAGAUGGAAGACAUUUCGAGCCUAUCGGUUGCUUCCAAGACAGAAACCAAUCGCGAGCGUUACCAGAACUUCUCGCAAACUACCGGCCCUUGAUAAAAUGGAAAACUCAAGAUUUCUCUGAGAUCGUCAGCAUGUGCGCAGAGAAAGCAAACCAAAACGAUUACCAAGUGUUUGGGAUGCAGUUCUAUGGAGAGUGUUGGUCCGGUCCUAGUGGCGGGGUGACGUACGAUGAAUACGGACCGUCGGAUAAUUGCGUGCAAAACGCGAGCCGGCCUGUCGGAAAGGAUUGGGCUAACUUCGUCUAUUAUGUACCCCCAAGCUAAUUCAACGGGAGUGACAUAGCAAGAUAUUUCCCUAAGAUGGCUUACUGCCGUGACACCAGCAGUAGUGUCCGUGACGCCCUCGAUUUUAGACGAUGUGUUCUUUGUUGAAAGUCAUGUUGUACGUGUAGAUAUGAAUAAAAGUGAUGACGAUGUUGUUAA
This is a messenger RNA of Nematostella vectensis (starlet sea anemone), 615 nucleotides long. RefSeq lists its product as uncharacterized. The coding region runs from base 82 to 456 and encodes 124 amino acids. The record is from RefSeq and is a predicted model, not a curated record. The transcript is spliced from 4 exons. Lineage: Eukaryota; Metazoa; Cnidaria; Anthozoa; Actiniaria; Edwardsiidae.